This is a messenger RNA of Petromyzon marinus (sea lamprey), 838 nucleotides long. The record is from RefSeq and is a predicted model, not a curated record. Lineage: Eukaryota; Metazoa; Chordata; Hyperoartia; Petromyzontiformes; Petromyzontidae.
AAUCGUUUAGUGCUCUGACAUAGAUCAGUGGGAGUGCUUUUACCGCUUGUUGCAGAAAUUCACGGUUCAAAUUCUGCAAGCCGCCCUGGUUACUACUUCAGUAUUAACCAUAUGAUGCUUUGCGCUGUUUGAUUUAAAAUGGGACAUUACAGACCUUGUGAAGUAAUAAAAUUACCGUGCUGGCGUUAUGCCCGCUACUGUGAAAUGACUGCAGUUGGUGUCUGUGAAUCACAGCAGGCACCUUCCUUUGUGAUAGCUUUACAUUCUAAGAAUGAUAGCGCAAAUACCAAGUGCAAUCAAUCAUUAUUAACUAUGAUAAAUCCUAAAGGUAAACAAAGAAGAGCUAUUUUAACUGUGAUUUAAUCUCUUUCAAGCAAAACAUUAUUUUUUACCAGGUAAAGCCCACUGAACUAUUGCCUCUUCUUCAGAGGCGACCAGGCAAAGGGGAGAAGAUAUGUUCCCGCAAUGUACAGCAGCCAGGGUGGGGAUCCACGUGACGACCUUCUACAUUGCAGGCACCGACAUGCUGAUGAUGGGGGUGAACGGACCCCGCAUGCCAUGAAGCACACGGGCAACGUCAUCUACAACGUCACCUACACGGUGACGGAGAUGGGCAACUCCAUCCUCAUCGUCAAGUGGGGCGAUGAUUGCAUCCCCGGCAGCCUCUUCCACAUCACCGUGUCGGGCAGCUACGGCUAGGGUUCACCAUGACAACAAUGAUACGGUGAUGAUGAUAGUGUGACUACGGUAUGGCGAUGAUGGUACUGUAACAAAGAUACGGCAAUGAUUAUACCAUGGCAAUGAUACAGCGAUGGUGAUAGCAUGAUGACAAUACGGC